GUGGCCAGGAAGGAAACAGAGAAGGAAGCGUUGGCUAGGUCUGGUCGCUCUGGUCUGUAGCGGCAGCCUGGAUUGAAAGAAAAAGAACGAAAAACAAGCAAGAGAAUGGAUAUAGCUUUAUUCUCUCCAUCUUCGCUUUUCCCCGACGAAGAUGACACUUCUUCUCAUAAUGAGAAGACAGAGGCUCAGCAAAGCUACGAGGAGAGGAGGCAUGAAUUUCCCGGAAUGGAGUUGUUCAUCCGGGAAUUUUCGUUUCACCAGUUGAAUGCCAAUUUACUCUGGCCUGGGACAUUUGCUUUUGCAGAAUUUUUGGUUCAGCACCGUUCAUGGAUAGAAGGCCGGCGAUGCAUUGAAUUGGGCAGUGGCACUGGUGCUUUGGCCAUAUAUCUCCGAAAGUCUUUUUGUCUUGACAUCACGACAUCAGACUAUGAUGACCAGGAAAUUGAAGAGAACGUAGCUCAUAACUGCAGGGCUAACGGGAUUAUACCUGUCCUUCCUCACAUAAAGCAUACAUGGGGAGCAACCUUUCCUAUCACUGACCCAGAUUGGGACCUGAUUAUUGCUAGUGAUAUCUUAUUGUAUGUGAAACAGUACACAAACUUGAUAAAGACUUUGUCCUUUCUUCUCAAAUCUUACAAGCCCAAGGAUAACAAAGCAGUUAAAAGGAUGGAGAUUGAACAGAAUGGUGGGGUCGGGUUUCCCCAGCCAGUAUUUUUAAUGAGCUGGAGGCGCAGAAUUGGGAAGGAGGAUGAGUCCCUCUUCUUUACUGGCUGUGAGAAUGUUGGUCUUGAAGUAAAGCACAUUGGUUCCCGUGUGUAUUGCAUCAAGCCCAGGCAUGCUACUGUUUCUGGAGACAAUAUAUAGUUAAUAGUUGAAGCCGAAAUUAGAAAUUGCAGUCAGUUGAGUCGAACAAGGUCAAUAAUUCUUUGCACUCCCAUUUUUCUUUUUUAGAAUUUUCAGUAGAUAUGCUUACAUCGGGAGUGUUUUGGUAUUCCUUGAGCACAAAAGUUAUGUUGUCAUUCAAGAGUUUGAGAUGAAUUUUGGUCAGCAUUUUCUUAUUCAUGUAAAAUCAUCUGUGGCCUCUCUGUACACAAAUGACUGCCAUUGUUUUGGAAGAUUACCCAUCAUUUACGACCAUGUCAAAUAUUGUAAUGGCAUCUUAUUGGAGAGGGAGAAUUGUUGAUGGGGGGACCAUAACUCUUGUCUGAAGAUGUAGAUCUUGGCCGAUUGUAUGGUCUUGGGGAUGUCCUAUUUUCAAUUGUCUGGAGCCAACUAGCUAGGCUGUCAUAGUACUGAUAUUCAGUAUGUAGCAUGUGCAAUGUGGUCUAUGUUCUCAACUUAUGCUCGCAUUGCGACCAUAAGCCUCGCCCAGGCCAGCUCACAUGAACUUGUACUUGGCUCUGGUUUCUUAGAACCCUAGUUGAAUGAACCAAUGACGUAGAAUCUAUGAGUUCUGACAAAUUUGAAAGGUUUUCUUUUGGACCAAGACAAUAUCAUACUCCUCCCCCUACUCCUUGGAUGCCCUUGAACGAUUCAUCAUCUUGGAAUGUGACUGGGAGACAGGCUUUCUGAGAAUGUUUAGUCUGGAAAAGCUCCCAGCUAGUCAUUAUAAAAAUAGUCCCACAAAUAAUAUGGCUGUCGUUUAUCAAUAAUUGUUGGUAGCUGAUUGCUAGUACUGCUAUUAUUUUGCUUGGACCACAUGGCCUCUUUAAUUAUUUGAUCAUUGAACUCUUUGGCUCAAGUUCAAUUUUUGGACAAAGAUUGAAACAAGCAUUCUUCAUGGGCAAUGAAAUUCCUGUGUAAAAAGAUUAGCCUCGACUGAUAUUAAAUCAGUGGACAAAGGUAGUCGAGGUAGUCGACAUAAGUUUCAUCUCCUUGACAUUUGUAUCGAUGACUAGGUUGUUGCUUUCAGUUUGUCUUGCACUAGCUUUCCAAAACUACCGAUUUCUUUUGUGUUUGCAUGUAUUUUGAGAGUCUGACCUAAAAAAGUACUGCUUGAUUAGGGAGAUAUCAACGAGUUGGAAAUUGGCUUAAGCUCCUAUUUCGGCUUGGUUGCUUAAGCAUAGUGCAUGUGACAUGCAUUAGAUCUGAUUUUAUUUCAAACACAAACAUGUAAUGCUCCAAGGGAGCUCAUAGUUACAUUUGGGCCCCAUACUCCCAUACUAGUCAAAUGGUAAUUGGAGCUCUCAUUAAGGCCCCA
Juglans regia (Persian walnut) is the source of this 2200-nucleotide messenger RNA. RefSeq names its product protein N-terminal and lysine N-methyltransferase efm7-like. The transcript has 7 exons. Lineage: Eukaryota; Viridiplantae; Streptophyta; Magnoliopsida; Fagales; Juglandaceae. The coding region runs from base 106 to 864 and encodes 252 amino acids. The record is from RefSeq and is a predicted model, not a curated record.